This is a messenger RNA of Morchella importuna, 1383 nucleotides long. RefSeq lists its product as uncharacterized. The record is from RefSeq and is a predicted model, not a curated record. Gene Ontology annotation, cellular component: membrane. Gene Ontology annotation, biological process: dolichol-linked oligosaccharide biosynthetic process; protein N-linked glycosylation. Bases 1 to 1383 code for a protein of 460 amino acids. NCBI's taxonomy places the organism in Eukaryota, Fungi, Ascomycota, Pezizomycetes, Pezizales, Morchellaceae. Gene Ontology annotation, molecular function: UDP-N-acetylglucosamine-dolichyl-phosphate N-acetylglucosaminephosphotransferase activity. The transcript has 2 exons.
AUGUCACAAAAAAUCUCUACCGGCUGGUAUUUUUUUCUUUUCACACUUGUCGGCGCAUGUUGCGGCUUGAUAUACACUGUCUUCAUAGGUGAUGGAGAACCACUUAUUGCAUCGUUGGGAUUCAGCGGAAUUGCAUUCGCGGCAACUUUUUGCCUGAUUAGCUGGCUCGGGGAUGCUUUCAAAAGAGUUGGAUUCAAGGGGAGAGAUAUAUCGAAGCCAGAUCGGAGAGAGCUACCGGAAACCAUGGGCGCUGUAUGUGCUGUGGUUUACUUGAUGACCAUGAUCGUAUUUAUGCCAUUUCCUUUCUAUGAGUACUUUGUCGCUAGUACAAGUGGUGGGGGGAACCGGGACGUCACCAUAGAGCUCGAGGAGGUCGAGACUGGACGGCUGCUUCACAGAUUUCCACACAAUAAACUUGGCGAAUAUCUCUCAGCACUACUUUCCCUCCAGGGAAUGGUCAUCCUUGGUGUUGCUGAUGAUCUUUUUGAUGUCCGCUGGCGACACAAAUUCUUCCUACCAGCUAUAGCAGCAAUCCCAAUGCUCAUGAUAUAUUAUGUCGACUUUGGCGUAACCAAUAUCGUUGUACCUACACCGCUUCAACCAUAUCUCGGGACUGCACUUCUAGACUUAUCUUGGGGAUACUAUGUCUAUAUGGCUGCUAUCGCAAUUUUCUGUCCAAAUUCAAUCAAUAUCCUUGCUGGGGUUAAUGGAAUCGAAGUUACGCAAAGUAUCGUGAUCGCCUGCUUUAUCGCGCUCAAUGAUCUGCUGUAUAUCUCUGUUAAAGGCCACCCGGCGACCGAUUCGCAUCUAUUCUCGCUCUACUUUCUUCUUCCGUUUUUGGGCGUAUCAAUUGCACUAUGGUGGCACAAUUCAUACCCGUCUAAAGUGUUUGUUGGAGAUACAUUCUGCUACUUUGCAGGCAUGACUUUCGCUGUUGUUGGGAUACUCGGUCAUUUUUCAAAGACUCUCCUCCUUUUAUUUAUACCACAAAUCUUCAACUUCUUGUACUCCGCACCACAACUAUUUCACCUCAUUCCUUGUCCACGUCACAGGCUCCCCCGUUUUCGCGUUCAGACAGGGUUAAUGGAAGCAUCCCGCGCCGAGUUUCCGAAUCCACCAAAAUGGUAUAUCGCACUCAUGUUGACGACGCUGGAGAAGUUCGGUUUAGUACAGGUCUGGAGAAGCGGAGAUGGCGUGAUUACAGAAUGUAGUAAUCUGACUAUCCUCAACUUAUGGAUUGUAAAAAUGGGACCUAUGAGGGAGGAUAAGGUUGUGAUGGGCAUUACAACUUUACAAAUCGCCUGUGGGGUGAUUGGUUUACUGAUCAGACAUAAGGCAGCACUACUGGUGUUUCCGAGCGAUAAUCUGAACAUCUCCUUUUAG